Molecule: messenger RNA, 1572 nt
Organism: Penicillium salamii
Lineage: Eukaryota; Fungi; Ascomycota; Eurotiomycetes; Eurotiales; Aspergillaceae
Source: the annotation of a GenBank genome assembly
AUGUCCAGCUCUUGCAUCUCCCUCUCGGGAUCCAGCGCCUGCCCGGCAUGGAGUGGAUCGUCAGUCUCGACAAAUUCAACGUUAUAUGGGAGCUUCCCAUUCCUGAAAGGAGUAUCAAACCUGACCGAGUUCGAUGAUUCAUUAAAGGAUUAUGUCUCUGGGUCCUAUGUCAAUAACAAGUAUGAUGACCUGUUAGGUUGCGAAGGUCUUAACUCGAGUGCAACAGACGACUACUACGCGCAAUACACUAUCAGUGUUAUGUGCAGCAGCGUGAUACAAAGCUCCAUUUCCGACUGCGAUCUUUCGACAGAUGACUCAUUGCCAAUUUGUGUGGACACAUGCGCCCUUUGGGCGCGAAGUGAGGAGGAAACCAUGGUGAAUACAGACCUGUGCAGCAGUACCAACAAAGACUACACGAGCCAGAUUUACUCCGACCUGGUCAUUUGCGAAAAACCGUCGAAAGCACUUUCGGGAGAUUGUAUCGAAGGAGCCGCGAAUGAGCCUGAUAACUGUGGCUUUGAAUCAAACACCAUCGGUCUUUGCACGUAUUGUGCAAACGACAGCAACACCUGCUGCGAAAAGUCCAAUUCUACAAGCCGCUGUGAAAAUGUGCCGGUUCCGACUUCCACUCUGCCGCCACUCACGCCCUCCUCUUCUGCUUCUUCCACCGCUGCCGCGGCUGCCAGCAAUGGUUUGUCAGGUGGCGCGAUUGCUGGGAUUGUAAUUGGCUCUGUAGCAGGAGCAGCUAUCCUGGCCGCUCUGCUCGCAUUCCUUUGCAUUUUCAUGCGCCGGCGUCGCAGAGAAACUGAAACCGAAGGUGCUUUGAACCAACCGAACCCUCAACGAAAGGGUGGCUCUCCGUCGAUGCAGCAACCCCCCAGCCCGACGUCGUACAACAUGAUCCCCGGAGGUCGCGUAACACGCAUGUCUGCUCUGCGCGAGAUGCCCAGCUCAUCGCCAGCCCAUUCGCGAACUUCUGCAGCCAUGUAUGGUGGCGCGGCCAAGUACAGCGAUACGUCUUCCGAGGGCAUGCGCUCCAGUCCAGGGGCCAUGCACAAGAGCAUCCCACCCGUGGCCGGCAAACGCCACGGUUCACUUUCGAGUAAUUCCAUGCUGGCUGGGAUGGAGAGUGACAGCUCGCCCCGCUCUGGUCCAACAAACCAAUAUUCCUCCCCAGAACAAGUUACAAGUGGUCAAUCCGAGCAACUCUCGUACUUCCGCGAUUAUUACUCCCAAGACGAGAUCCAAGCGGGCGAUAAGGUCGCCGUGCUCUGGGCAUACUCGCCCAGGGCAGGCGAUGAGUUCGAACUUGACCGCGGAGAAAUGUUGAGAGUGAUCGGUAUCUGGGACGAUGGCUGGGCGACAGGUGUGCGUCUCACCGAGCGUGCCGAGGACUUCGACGUGCACCAUCGCGAACAGCGCGAUAGUGGCGUCUCAAGCGGCUCUCGUAUGCAUGGCGCCUCUUCUCCCAUGCCAUCAGGAGAGAUCAAGGCCUUCCCCUUGGUCUGUAUCUGUCUCCCACAACACUGGCACAAAAUCAUCGACGGUGGCCAGGAAGACGACGAAGUUUGA